GGACGAACGACCCCAGCGGGGCGGAGAUCUCCUGGCUCAUGCCGAAGCUGGGUGGCUGGUUCACUGGUCUGAACGAGAGGUACCACAUGCUGAACACCUGGCUCGAGAACGGAAGGGGUGCCAUGAAGUCCCACUGGCUGACCGGCUUCACCAACGCCCAGGGCUUUCUCACCGGCAUGCGGCAAGAGGUGACCAGGCAGCACAAGAAGGACCAGUGGGCGUUGGAUGACGUCGUCAACCACACGAGGGUGGAAAACGUGGACGCGGAGCGCGUCAAGGAGGUGCCCGAGGAGGGCCAGAACAUCCACGGCCUCUUCAUGGAGGGGGGCCGCUGGAACCGCGCGGAGCAGCUGCUGGAUGAGUCGGAGCCGAAGAAGCUCUUCGCCCCCAUGCCGGUCAUCUACGUCACGGCCACCACCGCCAAGGACCUCCGGCAGAUGGGCAUCAGCCACAUCCCCGGCGACCGCUACAACGCCGCGGUGUACAAG
Molecule: messenger RNA, 488 nt
Organism: Prorocentrum cordatum
Lineage: Eukaryota; Dinophyceae; Prorocentrales; Prorocentraceae
Source: the annotation of a GenBank genome assembly